Molecule: messenger RNA, 864 nt
Organism: Nilaparvata lugens (brown planthopper)
Lineage: Eukaryota; Metazoa; Arthropoda; Insecta; Hemiptera; Delphacidae
Product: mitochondrial inner membrane protease subunit 1
Exons: 3
Coding region: 136-615 (159 amino acids)
Cellular component (GO): mitochondrial inner membrane peptidase complex; membrane
Molecular function (GO): serine-type endopeptidase activity
Source: RefSeq, a predicted model, not a curated record
AUUGAAAAAUGAACAGCUGAUUGAGUGCAGUGCAGCUGAUUCCUUUGACAACCUUUGAAUUCGGCAUCUUCAACUUUCUUCUAGAAAUUCUAUGGAAUUUAGUUCUCUACUCUACUUUAAUUUAUUAUAUAAUUUAUGAAUCAAUUCAAAAGUUCUUUUAUAAAAAUUACUGGAUUUGUAUCAUGUUUAGUUCAGGCGAGCUGUUUAGCUCAUUGUGCUCUGGAAUAUGGAGCAGACUUUGUUGUGUGCAGUGGACCGUCAAUGGAACCUACAAUACUUACAGAUAAUGUGAUCCUAUCUGAACAUGUGAGCCCCAGACUACGCACCAUAAAGCAAGGUGACAUUGUCAUAGCUAAAUCACCUGUCAAUCCCACGCAGUUCAUCUGUAAACGGGUAACUGGCCUGCCUGGGGAUAAAGUGAGAUCUACAUUCAACUAUAAUGUGGUCCCGGUGGGCCACGUGUGGUUGGAGGGAGACAACCGCGACAAUUCAUCAGACUCUCGAACUUUCGGACCCGUACCGGCUGCUCUGAUUCGAGGCAGAGUUCUGUGUCGUGUGUGGCCAAUCAGUGACAUUCAAAUGAUGACAUCUGGUCAAAUAGAAAAAGUCAAAUGAUAAUUAUUAAUACAAAUGAAUCAAAUUGUGACUCCUUGAAACGGUUUUGUUAUUUUAUAUCAUAGCUGAAAUAAAGUGUUUUACCUACUUCCAUCGUACUGUUUAUAUUUCAUGGGUUUGGUGCUCUAAAAUGUGUUUGACAGCGAUCAUUUUCUUAUAUUUUUCGUGAUGUAAAGAAGUUGAUGUGGUAGAUAUCCUUAACGAAUAAAAUUACUUGAAUUCACAGGCUUUGCCCAUGUAAGGGAACCU